This is a messenger RNA of Protopolystoma xenopodis, 615 nucleotides long. Lineage: Eukaryota; Metazoa; Platyhelminthes; Monogenea; Polystomatidea; Polystomatidae. The record is from the annotation of a GenBank genome assembly.
CUCAGCGAUAAAUUUCUUGCUAACACUCAAUCUCUCAUUCGUGAGGUCUACACAGCCUGUCAAUCUGACUUGGCCCAGUUAUCCUCUGGCUCCAGUUCAGGCGUCAAUAUCGACUCAGGCGUAGGCGUAUUAGCUCGCGGCUCUGGAAAGCGUAGUCUUAGCCGUCGAAUGCUUCGUGUCUCCACUUUGCGCUCUGAAAUGUUGCCACGUGCUCUGCAAUCCACACGGCCCGAGACCUCCGGACUGUCUAGCUCUGGAACGGGGACUAAUGCCGAUAUGAAUGCAGUCAGAUUUCUUUCGGUCAGGAUAUCGAUGGCUUCUCGAAUCAAGGAACACCAAAGGCUCUGCAGAAACAUGAACACUGAAAGAUCCGAAAUUGCGGAACACAUUGCACUGACAGGACACGAAAUCGAAUGGAAAUCGAUAGAAAGGCUGGCUACGUAUGGUGAAAGUACAAGAAAACGCAAGAUGCAAGAAGCCAUCGAUAUCCGGACUGAAAUAAAUUUGAUGAGCAGGAGGCUUGAAGUUUGCUUUGAUAAGUUUGCUUAUAGGUGUGGGCCUACGGAGCAAGAGGCGGACUCUGAUAGGACCAGAAUGGAGAGAAUUGCACAUUAA